AUGGAUGCUUCGUGCCGACAUACAAGCAUAAGCCCUUUGAGUCUUUCGCGGUUGUGCCUUGGUGGCGAAAUUGUUCAGCUUCCUACAGUUCUCGUUGAACAGGAAUCAAUGUUUCGCGCGGUAAUAACAAAGGAUGCAUAUCGAAGCCUGAGCAUCGAGGCGCAGAAUUACCUCAAGGUGAUAUCUUUGAACUGA
Molecule: messenger RNA, 195 nt
Organism: Gongylonema pulchrum
Lineage: Eukaryota; Metazoa; Nematoda; Chromadorea; Rhabditida; Gongylonematidae
Source: the annotation of a GenBank genome assembly